CGUCAGCCAACAACAUAUAACUGCAUGCAACUAUUUGAGUAAACUGACAUGUGUUGAGUUUAUUGAUAAAAAGUAUUUAGAAAAACAGAAAUGACUUACUUAAAAUCAUGGGAAGAAUUUGAAAAGGCUGCCGAAAAAUUAUAUCUUCAAUCACCAUCAAAAGUUAGAUAUACAAUGAAAUAUGCACAUUCAAAAAACCAUCUAAUACUUAAAAUGACUGAUGAUGUAGUGUGUCUGCAGUUUAAGACGGAAAUCGCUCAAGAUGUCAGAAAAGUAGAUAAGUUUGUAAAUAAUUUGUUAAGGCAUAUGGUAUCCAAGGAACAUUAGUCUUAAACAUAGUACUAGAAAACAUUAAAUCAAAUGGUUCAUACAAAGUGUAUAUAUCCACUGUCUGUGAAAUCGCAUAAAAGUUUAUUAUUUUCUGAUUUUUAAGGUUUUUACAAGAAUUAAAUUUUAUUUUUGGGUAUCACUUCUUUAAGAACAAGUCUGCCCUCAUAUUUGUCUAGUUAUGUGAUUUCAAUUUAAGCAGUUCAUAUAUGACAAUGUGUUAAUAUUAAGAUUGUUCCCAUGUAUAAUGUAUGAUUUUUAUAAUAAAUAUUUUUCAACUUGUUA
Molecule: messenger RNA, 612 nt
Organism: Diabrotica balteata
Lineage: Eukaryota; Metazoa; Arthropoda; Insecta; Coleoptera; Chrysomelidae
Source: the annotation of a GenBank genome assembly